CGUCAAUUAUGGAGGUACUGCUCUGCUCGCUUACAUGGUACCCUCAGCCACUACUACAGCAAAUGUACGUUAUGUCACGAUAUCAAAUGAAGGGAUCAGCUCUAAUUCCGCGCCGCAACAAAUCUCCUCUAGAUUCUGAACUGGGGAUAUACUAAUAUAAAGACUCGAGACCUCUACCGAUUCCCAUUUUGAAUAUCCAUCAUUCAAUCAUUCUUCUUCACAUAGCACCUCUUCACUUCACUUCAAAACCACAGCAACACUUCUUUCAUUAUAAACCUUUCUCUCUUUUUUUAAAAUCUUCAACUUAGGAAAACCAUCACCAUGCAGUUCUCCAGCCUCCUCCUCGCAUUCGUCGCAGCCAACAUCUCCUUGGCAAUCCCAAUCGAGAGCUCCAAUGCCGUCGCUGGUAGAGAAGUCCUCAAAGUCCUCGAAGCAAGAGCUGGAGGAUCAGUCGUGGAUACUACUUGCACAGGAGGUUCGUUCCUCCUUCAUCCCAUUCCCCAAUUCCCAACCCACAAUCUCAAUAUCUUGCUUCUCAGUACUGACAGCCCCCAGCCUCCGCAACAGAUUCCAAAGACUGGACUUCCUCGGAAGUCAAGAGUUCCUACAAUGCUGGAAAGGGGAAUGUGGAUAAGAAGACGGGAGCUAUUGAAGCUGGCAGUGCGUAUUUCCAAUUUUCGGAAGGAGUUCUCCUCGCUAAUCUUCUUGCGAACAUAGGCGCAGUAAAGAAUUACGGCAAUAACGCUGUUGCCGUCCUCCCCGCUAUGCCCACUUCCUGCAAGACUGCUUCGAAGUUGUAUGAGUACAGACUUAAGGGCAGCAACACCGAUCGUGUGAUCUGGGGAUGGAGCAAGCCUGCCAAGGCUGGGGGUAAUGGAAGUUCGUUCUUCUGGUAAGUUAUUAUUUUUGGAAGUUUCUAGGAGAUGAUACGGAUCUUUUGGGAUUCUGGGUACUUUGAGAAGAGGAAAGACUGAUGGUUGAGUAGUUUGGUUAUUACCCACAGAGGCAAGGCGGACAAUGAUUUCAAGCCUUGUACUAAGACUGUGGAGAAGAAGGAGGAGAAGAAGGAUUGAGUUGUUAGGAGUAGUGAGUGAGUGAUUAGUUGUGUGGUGGAGCUUCAGGGUAGAUUGCAUUCGAUGGGGCAUUGGGAUGGAUUGCAUUUGUUUUAUUCUUCUUUUUC
This is a messenger RNA of Hymenoscyphus albidus, 1180 nucleotides long. Lineage: Eukaryota; Fungi; Ascomycota; Leotiomycetes; Helotiales; Helotiaceae. The record is from the annotation of a GenBank genome assembly.